ACAUUUCGAAAUAUAUCGUUUAAGAAUCUUAUAUUUUUAAUUUAGAUGCAUAAUUUUAGCCAAAUGUAUCCAUAUUGACAUUUGUGGGAAUUUUAGGGAUAAUUCUGAGAAAUAUUAGGUUAAACUAAAAAAUUAAGCGGAAACACUGGUUUGAAGUUUUGAUUUGACCGCUUCAAGUGAUGAAAAGCUGGCCGCCGCCGGCGGAAGUUAUAUUGUUUUAAAUUCAGAAUUUUAGUUUUUUGGGAUCGCAUUUUUCUUAUUCUUGGAGUUGAUAGCUACUGUCAACUUGUUCUACCACAUAGAUACGUAUUCUGCACUUCACUGCACUUUUUAAAAAAAUAGGAAUAACUUUAACCUGUUGUGAAGAUGAUGUAUUUAGGAGAUCCAUUUCCGAAUUUUACUGCUAAUACAACUGAUGGUGAAAUAAAUUUUCAUGAUUGGCUUGGAGAUUCAUGGGGCAUCCUCUUUUCCCACCCAUCUGACUUUACUCCAGUGUGCACAACAGAGCUGUCUCGGGUGCUCAACCUUCUGCCAGAGUUUUUGAAACGUAACACCAAAGUGAUUGGCUUGUCUUGUGAUACCGUCUCCUCACAUUUGGAGUGGUGUAAAGACAUCAAGAGUUAUGCUGGAUGUAAUGAAGAUGAGCCAUUCCCUUACCCAAUAAUAGAAGACAAAAACAGAGAAAUUGCCAUGAAGUUGGGUAUGAUUGACAAGGAUGAGUUGGACCAUGUUGGAAUGCCGCUUUCUGCACGAGCUGUGUUUAUCGUAGACCCUAACAAGAAGUACAGAUUGUCGUUCCUGUACCCAGCCACCACUGGAAGGAAUUUUGAUGAGAUUCUUCGUGCGCUGGACUCUCUGCAGCUAACGGACAAAGCCAAAGUAGCGACACCUGUGGACUGGAAGAUGGGCGAUGACUGCAUGGUGUUGCCGACUCUUCCAGAAGACCAGGUGAAAAAAGUGUUCCCGCAAGGAGUGACUGUAGUACCGCUGCCCUCUGGGAAGUGCUAUCUCAGGAAGACUCCUUGCCCUAAGGUCUAAAAUGCAUUGGCAAUUUCAUGUUAUGUUUGUGUUUAAAACGGUCCUUGUGCCUUGUUAUUUUUUUAAUAAAGUGUAUUCUUAUACAAAAA
This is a messenger RNA of Manduca sexta (tobacco hornworm), 1127 nucleotides long. It is a transcript of the gene Prx6a, whose product is annotated as peroxiredoxin-6. The transcript has 5 exons. The record is from RefSeq and is a predicted model, not a curated record. Gene Ontology annotation, cellular component: cytosol; mitochondrion. NCBI's taxonomy places the organism in Eukaryota, Metazoa, Arthropoda, Insecta, Lepidoptera, Sphingidae. Bases 367 to 1038 code for a protein of 223 amino acids. Gene Ontology annotation, molecular function: peroxiredoxin activity. Gene Ontology annotation, biological process: cellular oxidant detoxification; cell redox homeostasis.